AUGAAAAAUCUUUCUCGCUCAAGAGGUGAUAUAAAUGUUGGAUCUUCUCUAAAUAAUCCUCGCCACCCAAGAGGUAAUACAAAUGUUAGAUCUUCUUUGAAGAAUCUUUGUCGUUCAAGAAACAAUAUAAAUGUUGGAUCUUUUCUGAAGAAUCUUUGUCGUCUAAGAGACAAUAUAAAUUUUGUAUCUUCUCUCAAGAAUCCUUACAGCCCAAGAGGCAACAUAUAUGUUAGAUUAGUACUAACAAAUUCUCGAGCUUUGACAAAUCACUCAUUAUUGGCCUUCUUGACAUAUCCUAAAGUGCACUAUGACAUGAAUCCUUUAAUAGGAAGAGGAACCAAUGGCACAAAUUAA
Molecule: messenger RNA, 354 nt
Organism: Vicia faba (fava bean)
Lineage: Eukaryota; Viridiplantae; Streptophyta; Magnoliopsida; Fabales; Fabaceae
Source: the annotation of a GenBank genome assembly